Molecule: messenger RNA, 6712 nt
Organism: Cololabis saira (Pacific saury)
Lineage: Eukaryota; Metazoa; Chordata; Actinopteri; Beloniformes; Belonidae
Product: mucin-2
Exons: 4
Coding region: 1145-4528 (1127 amino acids)
Biological process (GO): positive regulation of actin filament bundle assembly
Cellular component (GO): actin cytoskeleton; nucleus; Z disc
Molecular function (GO): actin binding
Source: RefSeq, a predicted model, not a curated record
UCGCACAGUUAGACCCACCGUGGCUCAGGUGAGCAGCAUGACAAAACCAGCGCGCACCAAACAGGAAGGAGCGCAGAGGCCUGGAAUUUUAUCUGCCGUUGCACCACUGUGACCGCUGCAGACCAGGUCACCUGCAGCCUGUUGUAUCCAUCUCUGCAGGGACAGAAAAAUAAAGAUAAGAUAAAGGGAAGUGAACAUUGACCGGCUGAACCCUCGUUCUAUCUACAGGCUGAGCAGCUUUUGUUUUUCAUACCGGCUGAACAACCAGGACAAAUGCAGAAAACUAGCUCAUUCAGUACAGUUAAAGAAUACGUCUCUAAGAUGUAAACUUUACUCCUCAGUUGGGGAUAUCUGGAAAAAAAAGGAGGGGGGGGGAGAAGAGGAGAACUGCUUUAAGAAACCGUAUCUGUAUUUGAAGUAUGAGAAACAAACAGGAGAGCUGUUUGUAUAAAGCAGCUCUAAUUGAAAGCUUUUGAACAGUGAAUACAAACAGUCGCAGGAAUGACCUUUCCAGAGUGAAAUGUUAUCCCUCACAUGCACCUUAACAGCAGGAAGUCGCCAUACACACAGUUCCCCUUCACGUCACCGUAGACUUAUGAUCCCUGAGAUAAAGGGCAGAUCCCUUUCUCUGGAAGAAAAGUAAUGUGCCGGCUGCGGACUGGGAUGCAAGCAGAAAGUGUGUGCUGGUGACCGAAAUAGAAGAGGAGGACAUGCAACAUCUGGGGAAGAAUCAAGGGGAGCAUUAGAAGGAUGCAAAUAGAGAAAGCUGGACAGUUUCUCAGCGCUUUGUGCCAGAUCUUUUACGCAACACAACAAACUUGAGCAACUUUCCUGGCUGUUUUCCAUGGGAUCACAUCCAAGACUCAUUGAAGCUGACCCUCCUGGGAGGUCCAUUUAGACUGAGAAUAAUACUUCAAGAAGAACAAAGUAAGAGCACGCUUCUUCCGUCAGAUUUCAGCUGACAACUUUUGGAGGGAUUACUGCUGAAAGGGGAGCCAUGACUCGGGGCAACAACCCGGAACGCUGAGCCGCCUCUUUCUCUUGUCUUUCCUCAGUGUUUUCUUGAAAUAUAUUUGCUGCUCGCCAGUAAGGACUAAAAGAGACAGAAGGAAGACACACAAAGACACUCUUACUGUGUGUCACAAUGGAGAAGGGACAUUUGUCCCUCCAGAGAGGGGUGAGCUGGAGUCCAGGAGGCUUGACUAAACCUCUCCCGGUGCAGGAGGACAUGCACACCUCCGAGACAGACUACAACGCAUCAUGGGAGAAGACGGGAUUCAACAAAGAGCGCACGAGCCGGAAGACAAAUCUGACCAGGAGCGCCAGUCUAUCAGAGACGGAGCUGAAGGAGAACCGUGUGAGGAGUCAGAUCAUCGCUGCUCAGCUCACCAUCCCCUCCAACGCCAGCUCCACCUCCAGGGGUGUGCAGCUCUUCAACCGGCGCAAGCAGAGAGUCAGCGCCUUUACAUUUGAAAGCGGUGGGCAGAAUUCAGAAGUGGAUAAAGAUGAGAAUGUGAAAAGCAGCCCCGUGCCCAACAAACUAACAUGGGCAGAGCGGAGCAGUGAGGAGAAGGACAGAGAGCUGAACUUUCAGAACAUCAAGCCGCUCUGUUCGCCACCUGUAUACCACUCUGUAGGGGAUAUCAUGGAGGAGCCCAUCCAAGAUUUCCACAAACAAAACAUGGACAACAAUGUUAUCCAAGAGAGACAUUUCCUCCCCGUCAAGGAGGAGCAGGAAGAAGAGGAAGAUGUAAGAGAUGAGAUUAGUGCGGAGUUGGAGGACAACGUUAAACAGGAAACUCCAGGAAGUAAUAACGCUGAUCCACAUGUGGCGAAGCAGGGUGAAACGGGGACAGAGACAAAUGGGGGCCACACUCCUGGAAACCUUCUUAAUGGCUGUAAUAGCACCUUUGGACCUGAGAGGAUGUCGUUACCCUCGUCCAAGCAGACCAUCAUCAACAGAACUGCCAGACCCUUCUUCUCACCGCCCACAGUGCGUUCUCCCGAAGCAGAGAGCCCUGUCAUGGACAUCCCCAGCCCUCCAUCCUAUUCCACUCCCCCCCUCCCUGCUUCCACUGUCCCACAACCUGCUGCGUUCGCACCUCUGCCUCCACCUCCGUCAUAUCCCACACCUCCUCUGCCGGCCUUCACAAACCAACCCCCACAGACUUUCUACUCUCCUCCACCUCCAAUCCCUCCUUCCAUGUCUCCUGGCUCUCCUCCACCAUCCAUAUCCCAGUUUGGGCCUCCCACAGCCCCAAAGCCCUCUUCCUUUGUUCCUCAGCCUGCUGGAGAGAGAAAGGCAAUGGCGCCACUCAAAACAGGGAUACUUCAAGAAGGUCUAGCUAGGAGGGCAGGUAAAAAGUCAAUGUUCACAUUCAAAGAAAAAACAGUGGUAGCUCCAAACCCUGAGCUACUCUCUCUGGUCCAAGGGGUGGAUGAGAGGAAGAAACAUGGAAACAGAUCUGCACCGGAGCCGGCCUCUGAAGAAGAGUUACUGGCCUUAGGUGCAGAGGCCUCCAACUUCCUUGUCGAAAAGAAAGACAAGGCACAAGGGGCGACUGCUCCAGAGUGGGCCUCCUGUCUCAAAAGUUCAAGGACCCGGCCGCGGCCAGAGCAUCAGCCAGAGCAGACUCUCUCGAAUGUUUCAGGAAAAGGCGCUGAGCUGUUUACCAAGCGCCAGUCCAGGAUGGAGAAAUAUGUGGUUGAGAAUCAAAAUACUGGACAAAUUAGGUCUCCGUCUCCUACGAUGUCUCUUCCACCGUCUUGGGUUUAUGCAUCAAACAUGCCUGGCAGGGUUAAAGCCAUCGCUAAGAGCUCUGACGUCGGUGCGCAGGUUUCACAGAAUCUAAAGGCCCAACAGGCAGUCAGACAAAAACCAAAGCCAGAAGCUGCAGCACCAGAGCCGGUUCCAGAAACAUGUCCCUUGGAAAAUGGUUGCUCCAAGUUAGAGAUGGACCUCUCAAGGCACCGGCCCUACCAGAUUAACUCUUCUCUCUUCAUCCUUAACCCAGUCAAAGACCCACUUAGUUCUCUCCCCAGAGGAGCACCACAGGCCAAAACCGUACUCUCCACCCCGACCUUCUCCAGACAGACCUCUCAACCUAACCGCCCCCUUCCCAACUUUGGUACACAAAGAAUGUCUCCUCAGCUGCCUCUCAGCCCUACAGGAGCACCAGAGUACCCGGCACAUCUGGUUUCUGCACAUGCAAGGAUCAGUUCUCCUAUGUCUGCCCUUUCUCCAGAGAGAGUAUCCUCUCCUCGGUCAGGAGUGCAGGCACCGAGGCCCACUUUUUCUGCCACGAAGGCAGGAAUUACACCACAGGCAUCAAAGGAGUCCUCACCUGGUGGCGUACCCAGUGAGACACCCACACCCACCAGUACACCCAGACUUCUCAGACGUUUCAGCAGCCCAGAGGGCCCAGCCACUGGAAUCAGGUUUUCCUGUAAAGAGUCCAACCAACCUUCCGCCACCAUCAGUAGCUCCAUCCGUUCAGUCACGUCCCCUGUCACAUCUCCUGGUAGUACAAGAUCCCAUUCCCCUAUGCCCCACGAGAACAUCCACUUUUCCGCGGUCAACCCCACCUCUGCACCGAGACCUCCUGAAACAGCCACAACCCCCUCUCCCUGGUCUCCUCCAUGGGGUUCAAGAUGUCAGUCCCCAAUGGUCAACCGCUCCUCCACCACCUCCUCCAUUUCUGCCUUCAAAACCCCCGAAAUCUCCAAAACUCAUUCUCCUAUUUCUCCGCCUUGGAGUUCAAGAUGCCAGUCCCCAAUGGCGAGCCAUAAUAACAAGUCACCCAGUGCUAGCUCUUUUACCACAUCCAGACCCUCCCUGACAUCUACAGUCACUUCCCCAUGCUCUCCUCCUUGGGGAUCAAGAUGCCAAUCUCCAGCGGCGAGCCAGAACACCCAGAUCUCCUUUGCCGCUGUUUCCGCAGCCACGCCCUCCCGAAUAUCUGCAGCCCCGUCUCCUGCCUGUCCUAACUGGGGCUCACGUUCCCAGUCUCCUUCAGUUUUUCAAAGCAAAUUGUCCUUUUCUUCCACUAAAGCCAUGCACACACCCUCUCCCACAUCUCCUGCACAGCCCACGGACGCUCGCUGUAUGUCUCCCACUGUUAAUAACCUAGACUCUAAAGCCAACCAUCGCCUCCUGGCAAAAAAUAUCAUCAAUGCUGCAAAGCGUAAAAACAGCCCUUCACCCGGGGCCCUGAGUGGUCACAGCCUCCCUAUCUCACCUGUGGGAAACUCCCAGCAUGACUGGCACAAACCGCCGACCAGCAGCUCCCAGUCACGGGCGCUGGGUGCGCAGUCCCCUACCUUCACCAGCCCUCCUCCCACUCCAACUCAAAGAAUUUGCUCUCCGGUUCGGCUCUACAACACCCGUUCCCUGACCGACUCGGACGCCUCUGUUGAGUCGGAAGAUUCAGGCCUUCGGUCGCCCGGCCUACUUUCCUACAACACCUGUCCGCGCGGUUGGGGAGGUAGCCUGAGGAUCAAGAGAAACACCGUCUCCACCGACUUAUGAGAGCGGGGACAGUUGUCAAAUGCAAAAUCAGCUUUCGUAAUCCUGUGUGGCAUGGAAUCUCCAUAAACGUUGUAUCAAGGUAGUUUUAGUACUUUAUAUGGUUCACACUCCUAGUAUGGACCGACAAGAACAAGCUUUGUAUAAAACACAGUUGCUGUGGCUUGUACGCUUCUUACAUACAGUACCAAAAAAAUGCCAAGACUCAAAUAACCAAAGAUAUUUAAAUCCUCUUUAGAUUAGUAUUAUACUUUUCAAACAAACUCUCACCGUCAUUGCUGCAUUCAAACAACGUUCAAUGGAAGAAUUGCCUUUAUCACAUUUUAAAUCACAUUGAGGAGAGACUUAAGGCACAUCAAAACAGUCAUAACUGCACAGUUUAGUGCUUUUUGAUAGCAAUUUAGUUCAGUCUUCGAUUUCUUUUAUUUGUAUGACACCUGUCUAUCACAAAAAAUCAUCUCAAGGCACUUUAAAAAGAAAGCAAACGUUCAAUACAGUCAAAUCCAUUACAGGUCAAUACAGUCCAGCCAUAUCCCACUUCGGUCAAUUCCUUGUAAUUCAUUUAAUCCAAUUCAUUCCAAUUGAGUCCAGAUUUCCCAGUUGCUUGUAUAAAAAGAAGAAGAACAAACUCCAGCAGAAGCAGACUCAGGGAGGGCAGCCAUUUCCCUUGACCGGUUGGAGGUAUGAGAUGACAGAAACAAGAGGCUAACAAACACAGACAGGUUAGUCCACACAUGCAGAACUUUCCAAAGGUCUACAUGUGUUACAGUGGCUGUGGCAUUCUGACAUAAGGUCUGAUUAAUUAUGCAGCCAGUCUGCACAGAACUGGGAAAAAUGAGAUUGCAUCAUUUUUCCAAUACAAAAACAGCCAAGCUGCAUCAUCGUGUAUGGUAAUGGAUUACACCAGUUCAUCAUCCACUUCAGCGAAAACAGAGUAAAUGACUUUAUGAAUAAUCACGGUGCAAUAACCAGUUUAACAAAGUGUGUAUACGUUGAAUAAGUACUGCAUUUGAUAGAAAUGAAUGUACGUUUUACAGAAAGGUUUUGAAAGAAUGUGAGAGAAAAAACAAGAAAGGUGUGGAGGGUAAGUGAGGCGUCAAAAAAAAGCCUGUUUAAUCACGCACUGUUCUCAUGCUUCAAGAGAAAGAAUUCAAAAUUGUUGAUUUUUUUUUGUGUGUGUAUUUGCUUUUUUGCUUUUACUGAUCACCAAAAGUCAUAAUUAUUUUUAAGGCAAGGCAAGGCAAGGCAAGGCAAGUUUAUUUGUAUAGAACAAUUCAACACAAGGUAAUUCAAAGUGCUUUACAUCAACAUUAAAAAAACAAAUCAUUUAAUAAGGACCAGAUAAAUCAUGUCAUACAAAGGACUUGUUUGCAUGAGGUUUGAAAGCAAAGAUGUAUGUGGCAGAUGUAGAGAUGGUGGAAAAUGUUUAAUUUAUGUGAGGAAAUGAGGGCCAAAAGAAUGUUGUACGUGGUGAAGUGUUUGUCAAAUGUCAAAAUGAUAUAUAGGACAGUUACAUUUAAAUCUCUAAUGUACAUUCUCUAUAACUUCUAAAGUUUCUUUUUAUACUUGAUUUGCUCUUGUGGUCUUUAAUUUCAACAGUUAACUUGGCAUUCUAUUAAAAAAAAAACACACAAAAACAACAAAAAAGUGAUUUACGCAAAGAGGUAACUCAAGCAAACCGAUGUCUCGUCAACGUGUGAAACUAAGACCGGCGCUGGACCAAAACACCACGCUGCCUUAAAGCCGGAAAUGAACUGCAAACAUAGCUACUGCCAAUGCUGUAUUUCUGUUUCAACAGCGGAACCAUGUUACAACGUUCUCAUCUUGCUCAGUUCUGCACCAGCACAACAGAUCCCGUCUCCGGGCCCCGAGUCACAGGCCAAAAGCUUCGGCACACUGCUAAACAUUUACCAUGUGUAUCUUUUGAGUGACAGGAACUCCUGCUACUCGGUGACCUUGCUCUCUCAGCAAGAUUAGGCCUAUCGCUGUCAUGGAUUGAUUUCAACCUGGGUCACCUCUGGACAAACAGCAGACAUCCUCAAACACAGGAAACUAAAAUAUCAGUGCAUCUUUGCUUGCUGGCAGGUUUUAUGGUUCUGCAAUUUCAUGUCAACAUUUCUUUAUUACAACUCAUGUUUCAUUCCAUAACCAAGAUUUCUAAAUGAACUAAUAAAAAAUCAAACAUCA